This is a messenger RNA of Mya arenaria, 1708 nucleotides long. Its product is annotated as 1-deoxyxylulose-5-phosphate synthase YajO-like. Bases 213 to 1394 code for a protein of 393 amino acids. The record is from RefSeq and is a predicted model, not a curated record. The transcript has 8 exons. Lineage: Eukaryota; Metazoa; Mollusca; Bivalvia; Myida; Myidae.
UAAAGUUGACAAUAAAUCGGUCAUUAAACUAUCCUAGGAUACCUAGCCAGAGUACAGGGAUUAUAUCUAACAGGAUAGCUAACUAGAACACAGGGAUUAUAUAUAGACGAGAUAGCGCGGUCCUAGUUUAAACUCAGAGUAUAAAAUACCAAUUUAAACCCGAACUUGUUAAUAUUGAAAAAGUACUUCGUAAUUUGAAGGUGUUUUAUCGUAUGUACAAGAAAUAUUGUAAGGACCUUAGGCAAUCUACAGCAAUGGCUGCGCCGGCGGAAGUAGAAUACAAUUUCCUGGGAAAUACAGGUGUUAAGGUGUCCAACCUCGGCCUUGGGACCAUGACAUUCGGUUCAUGUACGGAUGGUUUAUUUCCUGCCUUCUACACUAACCCCAAACAGCUUGAUGAGGGGACAUCACACAAGGUUAUGGACAGGUACUUUGAACUGGGAGGAAACUUUAUCGACACCGCCAAUAUCUACGCCAAUGGCCAAUCAGAGUCCUUUAUUGGCAGCUGGAUGAAAAAGAAACAGAACCGUGAAGACGUUGUCCUAGCGACCAAGUGUAGAUGGCCUAUGUAUAUGAACAAACUGCAGAACGGACAGGGCCUGAGCAGACGACACAUCGUACAGAGUCUGGAGGACAGCCUGGCCAGGCUCCAGACGGACUAUGUCGAUCUUUACCAGGGACAUGGGUGGGACAGUGGAACCCCUCUGGAGGAAACCUUGACAACGUUUGAGGACCUGGUGCGCGCGGGGAAGAUCCGUUACUAUGGUUUCAGCAAUGUGUGUGGCUGGCAACUUCAGAAGAUCGUAGACACGGCUAAGCACUUGAACUUGAGACCUUGUGUCACUCUGCAGCAAGAGUACAGCUUGUUGUGCCGGGACUCAGAGUGGGACGCGUACGAGGUUUGCCGCAACGAGGGGGUCGGCGUGCUGCCCUGGAGCCCACUGAAGAGUGGUAUGUUAACGGGAAAAUUCAAACGUGGAGAGACGCCCGACUCAAAGUCAAGCCGGGCCGGCUAUAUGUCAAAAAACGCCACGCAAGGACAGAUACAAUGGAGCCCUUGGGACCAGGUAAAGGAACGUGAAGACUACUGGAAACUUAUCGCUAUCAUGGAGAGGAUUGCGAAGGCAAAAGGUCGCUCUGUGGCCCAGGUGGCUCUCCGCUGGUUGACUCAAAGGGAUGUGGUGUCCGCCGUUAUCAUUGGCUGCACUUCCGUUAAACAACUUGAAGAUAACAUGGGUGCUUCCGGCGGCUGGGAACUUUCCCCGGAGGAGAUGAAGGAGAUGAGCGAUGCGUGUCCACCAAAGACUCCGUCGUUCAUUAACGCGUUAGGCGCAGGGCGAGAAAACAAGCACGCCAGCAUGAAGAAACUGUAUAACACAGGCACUUCAGCAUGAAGACACUAUCGAACACAAGCAGGCCUGCAUGUACAAACUAUCGAAUACAUGCACGCCAGCAUAAAACUACUAUCGACCACAAGCACGCCAGUAUUAAGAGACUGUAGAACAAGUACGACAGCAUAACAAACUAUGAAAAGACUAGCCCAUUGAAACCCAUAAUUAUAAUGCAAUGUAUCAUACAAUGUAAAUAUUUUAGCCAAAAACAUUUAAGGAGAGAGGUAUGAAUAUUAGCUCUAAGCUAAGAUACCUCUUCACUCCUUAAUUAUUAUAUUCAAAUGUAAUUUAUGUAUUUGCUUAUUGUACUCAUAUAC